CUGAACAGCUGCGAUUGCCUAAAAUAAAAUUCAUACGGCGAUCAGUGUCUCGGGAAAACUACAAGCAGUAUAAUUAAUACUUAGCCUGAUUCAUUUUAACAAAAUGUCUGCACCACCCCCAUAUUCCCAGCAAGGCUACGCCCCUCCCGUUCAGCCAGGUUAUCCACCUCAACAAGCAUAUCCUCCUCAGGCUCAACCAGGCUACCCGCCUCCACAACAAGGCUAUGCCCCUCCACAACAAGGAUAUGCCCCUCCACCACAAGGAUAUGCCCCACCACCACAAGGAUAUACCCCUCAAGGACAACCAGGGGUGGUGGUGGUAUCAACGGCAGCUGCUCCUCAACCAACGGUAGUACACACUACAACUGUUGUGAAUCGGCGGAAUGAGGUAAACCAUCUACUGCAUUGCCUGAUAACGUUGCUUUUCUGGCCCUGGAUUAUCGUCUGGAUCAUUUUGUGCAUAACCGAAGGCUCAUAAGCAAUCCGUAUGAAGGUCGCCAAGAUAAUGUGUCACCGAACUUCGUAUUAAUCCAAUUGUGAUCGGUAAUUAGAAGCAAUGUAACCCGUCUCCCACUCAUAUACACCGAACUGCCUCCCCCUCCCCCAAUAACAUGUAUGCUUGUUAUUAUCAUGAGGCCAUAUUAAGACAGCACCAUGGUAUUACACAAACAGUUACACGCAGAGACCAACAUAACAGAAGGCCUACAGUACUUUCAUAUGGCUAUAAAUACAUCACCUUUUGCCUUUAUACGAUAAGACAAAUCCUUAGCGUAUAGUGGCCUGAAUUAGUUCGGUUUUUAGUUUUGCACUUGCUUGCUUUAAUGUUUUGCUUUAUAUACAGACUAGCUGCUUAGUAUAAAUUCAGUAAGACAGGCCAUUAUUCAGUUCAUUCAUUAUUCGUAGCGGAAGGUCAGUCGGCAUUGGUAUAUUUAUUUUUUUUUAGAAGGAAAUGGGGAAGGGAUAAUAGUGCAAUGAUGCAUUAAGCUAGUUUGGUUAGAAUGUGUAUUGAACAUAGGGCACAUUCUCCAAUUGGCCCCACCCCUCAUUCUAAUUCAUCAGUCACUGUUGAUGUAUUUUCACUCCAUUGUUGAAGAGAUUAAAACCAAAGAUACUAGAAAUACAAGAUAGAGUUCUCGCAUUGUAAAAAUGAGGCGGAAGUCGUGCCCAACGUAGGCGGCGCCCUUCUUUAUAACCAUGCAAGUUUCCUAUACUUCGUGCCCAACGUA
Molecule: messenger RNA, 1226 nt
Organism: Anneissia japonica
Lineage: Eukaryota; Metazoa; Echinodermata; Crinoidea; Comatulida; Comatulidae
Product: annexin A7-like
Exons: 4
Coding region: 104-478 (124 amino acids)
Source: RefSeq, a predicted model, not a curated record